AUUUUUAAUAAGAUAAGAUCUUGUGCUAUACAUAGCUAAAGCUGUUUCUGGAAGAUCAAGAUAGUGUUGUGCCAGAUUCUGUAGUUAUAUCGAUGGUUUAUGGUGCCCAAGUAUCCCGUUACAAAUAGAGUAUUUUUAGUGUAGUAAUUUAAAGUUGAAAUGUUUUUUCGGAAUAAACAUUAGUAGGUCCUUGGUUAUUUUUUUGUUGACGUGUAGGUCCUUAAAUAUUAGUAAAUAGGUACAUAGUAAUAACUUUAAAUUGUAACUUAAACGUACCCCCAAAUGUAGGUAACCUAAUUUCCUACUACAAAAACGUUACCUACAAACUAACAUUGACCGCUCCAAGACUUGAACCUGGGACUCCCAAUAUCCACAAUGCAACCUAUCUUAUUAGUGACGACUUAGUACCAUUGCAGUUCAAAGUUCUCUAGUGCAUGACGUAUUCCAAUUAAUAUAAAUUGGCAAACCCAACCCUGGUAAAUGUCAGUAUUGGAUCUUGCCAAAGCGUUGGCCAAUACGCUCAAUUGGCACCUCACCAACUACGAACAAACUAUAGAGAGCAUCCUAAAAUAACUGACACUAGUCUCUUUACCUAUCACAUGUUGGGGAAGUGAUAAGUGAUUUUGUGGUGAAAGUGAUAAGACGAAACUGAUCGUGUCAAUUUACGUUUUAAAUCCUCAAAUAGAAGCACAAAAUACAUAAAAAUGAUUACAAACAAAAUGAGAACCAACGUGAAACUUGCGAAAUUAUUCUACAAAUACCUAGACGAGCCCAAAGACAACAAAGAGGAAGCUGCGUCCGCGCCGGAACCAGAGACAACCGCGAAACCGGAAGUCAAAGAUUACGAGUCCUACCCGCCGUACAACUUCUCAUGGUUCAUAGAGAAUAAAGUGGCUGCCAUGGGGUGGCCGCAAACGGUUGAGAAUUUGAAUUAUUUGGCCGAUGUUGGAGUUGACCACCUAAUUACGCUGUCACCUGAGCGAAGACCACCGAUCCUGGAAUGCAAGAAGAAAUUGAAAUGGUCGGAGAUUAGAAUAAAGGAGUUCGGGACGCCAAAUCUAAAGCAGAUUUUGAAGUUCAUCGAGAUAUGCGAGAGAGCAGAAAUUAGAGGGGAGGUGAUCGGAGUGCACUGCCGGCACGGGCGCGGUCGCACGGGCACGAUGCUGGCGUGCUACCUCGUGCACUUUCGCGACAUGGCACCGGAGCGCGCCGUGCUCACUGUGCGCGUGCAGAGGCCUGGUUCCUGCGAAACGUACGAGCAAGAAAAAAUUGUCUGCCAUUACCACGACUGCAUGCGCGGCACGAUAUCCAAGCCGGACUAUCGAUUGGUCGAAGACAAACUAUACUUCGACUAUUCCAUGAAGUACAACUACAGCGAUGACGAAGAAUCUACCAAAAGUGACGACGAAAACCUGAAGGAGUUGGCAGAUUUAAAAAUAGAAGAAAAACAAGUGGUCGAGACUCUGCAGUUGAAGAAAAGGAAAAAAUCAAAGGCCAUGGUUAUAAAUCAUCACAUUUAUUUUUAAGUGUAUGGUUAGUAACAAUUAUUAUUUGGUUAUAGUAAUUACAUACAAGAUACACGUGUACUGAGUUCGUUAUUAUUUAAGUUUAGAAAAACUUAAAUACUUAAUAAAGAUCAAUUAAUAGCACAUAAUUGUGUGCUGUUAAGUUUGAAAAAACUUCAUCAUCAAAUCAUGACAAAAUAUAGGUAAUAACAAAUUAAAAAGUAUAAUAUUCCUAAAAUAAACGUAAGUUUUGAAACAGACUAUCACUUUAUUCUAUUACAUUUACAAGAUUCAACUUUUGUCCAUAUCUAAAGAUAUUUUUAAACAAUUUAACCUAUUUUAUUAGAAUCAAGAAUUUAAUACCUAAUAAUUAAUUUAAUAGUAGUUGUUUAUUAAAUGAACAUCUUACAACAAAUAUGCCACAAUUUUUGUACCUACCUACUUGAAUAACAGUGGUUUAGUUAACGCAAGUCUAUGCAAGUUAAAUAUUUUCAUUUUAGACUCUGAAAUUACUUUUACAUAAAGUUUUACGACAAUAGGUAGCCUAACGGUUCAAAUCAAAUCAAAUCAAAAUCAUUUAUUGCAUAAUGUAGGUACAUAUAGAUCACAUAAAAAUGUAUAUUGUUCAGCUACAUCAUACCAUAUCGGCAUGCAACAGUAUCGGACUGCAGAUCCGAGGAAUGCUUUUCUUUCGACCCCUCCGACCAACUAUUGUGGAAUACACCGCUCCCAAAACAACAAAAGAAACGUCUCUAAAAGAGCAGGUAAUAGCUAGGUACUACGUGAAAAAUUAACCUGAACGAAAAACCUGAAGAAAACCCCCUGAACAGGAACGCUUUAAAAGAAACACCUGAGAAACGAAUUUAGCAGAAGUAAAUCCAAAAUGUUAAGCAAAAUGUCUGACCUAUAAAACAAAGCAAA
Ostrinia furnacalis (Asian corn borer) is the source of this 2426-nucleotide messenger RNA. RefSeq names its product dual specificity protein phosphatase 23. The transcript has 4 exons. The record is from RefSeq and is a predicted model, not a curated record. NCBI's taxonomy places the organism in Eukaryota, Metazoa, Arthropoda, Insecta, Lepidoptera, Crambidae. Bases 705 to 1526 code for a protein of 273 amino acids. Gene Ontology annotation, biological process: protein dephosphorylation.